AUGUCAGUUGUGUAAAUUGCUCUGUGGUGUGGUGUUAAAAUGUGCUCCUCAUUUCAGGUGCCACAUCCGUGUGAUUGACACCUUCGGGACAGAGCCGGCCUACAACCACGAGGACUACGCCACCCUGCACGGCUACAGGACCAACUGGGGCUACUGGAACCUCAACUCCAGACAGUACAUGACUAUGUUCCGUAAGUAUACAUCAAUAUGUAUACAAAUCUGUACCUAUCCACCUGGCUAUAAUACACCCACAAUACAAGCCAAAACACUCAGCAUUGUAAUGCUAUGGAUACCUUCAGAAUCCACCUAGCUUUAGCACACCUGCUAUAGAAAUGGAACCACUUACCAUUGUAAUGCAGUACUUUAGCAUACAGACAGCUUUUUGAAUAGCCACACUUACACUACCUUUUUGAAUUAGCAUAUUAUAAUCAGACCGAGGCACAGGUCAUAUCAAUAUCAGUGGCACCUCUUCACAUUUCACUGAGGAUAUUGUUUAGCUCAAGUUCAAAUGAGAUGAGGGUCUAUACCUGGGUUUUCUAUCUCUUCUCUCCCUGCUGUAUCUGUCUCACUCUUUUCCCCCCCUCACUCUGCCCUUCCCCUCACUCUGCCCUUCCCCUCCUCCCUCUCUCUCACCCUUCUCUCCUCCUCUCCUCAGCCCACACUCCAGACAACUCGUUCAUGGGCUUUGUGUCUGAGGAGCUGAACAACACGGAGAAGAGGAGCAUCAUGCAGAACAAGGUCAACAACAUGGCCGUGGUUUACGGCAAGGAGGCCAGCAUGUGGAAAGUACGCAUAACACACACACACAAACACACACACACACACACAGUCCGCUCACAGAGAGGCCUGGGUUCAAAUAAUAUGUAUUAUUUCAAAUACUUUAGCUGUACUUGAUUUAGCUUGCCCGAUGCAAUGGGAUAGUCCCAAAAGUGCAAACCCCGCCCACCUGGCGAUCCAGGCAGGCUCAAGCAAAUACUUAACGUACUUGAAAGAUUUCCAAUACUAUUUGAACCCAGGUCUGCGUGCAGAGAGAUAAUUAUCCCACUCGAAUAGAAAGUUAUAAGUAGUUGGGUAAAGUGCCGGGGGGGUCAAAUCUUUUUAGAUUUGAGUAGAAUCAUUAAAAUUCCCUUCAUGAAUAAAGCAUAUCUGAUCUUUAAUCUAGAGAUGUUUUAUGUUGUCCAGCUCAUACUUUAAAUUGCACCCUUAACAUCCAUGUGCUCUUAGAAUUAAUAGUUAGGCAUUUGUAUUAAAAUGGAUUUGACGUUUAAAAAACAUAUAGAUGAGCUGGUUAAGAAGCUAAGAUUUAAAGUUGGCUUUUUCUACAGAAACAGAUUUUGCCUUUCUCUAAGCAGUAGGAAUCAGAUUAUUCAGUCAACCUUUUUAUCUGUUCUUGAAUACGGUGAUAUUAUUUAUCAAAGUGCAGCUGCUACUACUCUUAAACCUUUGGAUGCCAUCUACCAUAGUGCCCUUUGUUUUGUUACAGGUGACAGUUUUGAUACUCGUCACUGUAUCCUGUAUCAAAAGGUUGGCUGGACUUUGCUAAAGACCAGUAGAUCUUACAUUACUCCCUUUUUCUUUCCAAGGCCAUACUUCAUAAACUUUCGUCUUAUCUAACUUUGCUGUGUGAAGUAUAGACACCUGAGUUGCCUAAUCCGUUCACAGGAUUGGUUAACUCUUGAGGUUCCUAGGGUCUCCACCGAGCUAGCUAAAUCUGCUUUUAGUUUUAAUGCACUGUAUUGCUGGAACAAAAUUCUAAAUACAUUUCAUCUUGAUGUUCUGGUGCCGUUCGGGCAAUUUAAAGUAUUGGGGAUUUAUUUAUGGAGGAAUGCAACUGUUUUUCUAGGUGAUUUGUGAUGUUUUAUUUGUGCUUAGCAUGACUGUGUUUUUCUAUUUUAAUGUGUGUAUAUGCAAUAUACAGUGGGGAAAAAAAGUAUUUAGUCAGCCACCAAUUGUGCAAGUUCUCCCACUUAAAAAGAUAAGAGAGGCCUGUAAUUUUCAUCAUAGGUACACGUCAACUAUGACAGACAAAUUGAGGAAAAAAAUUCCAGAAAAUCACUUUGUAGGAUUUUUUAUGAAUUUAUUUGCAAAUUAUGGUGGAAAAUAAGUAUUUGGUCACCUACAAACAAGCAAGAUUUCUGGCUCUCACAGACCUGUAACUUCUUCUUUAAGAGGCUUCUCUGUCCUCCACUCGUUACCUGUAUUAAUGGCACCUGUUUGAACUUGUUAUCAGUAUAAAGACACCUGUCCACAACCUCAAACAGUCACACUCCAAACUCCACUAUGGCCAAGACCAAGAGCUGUCAAGGACACCAGAAACAAAUGGUAGACCUGCACCAGGCUGGAAACUGAUCUGCAAUAGGUAAGCAGCUGGUUUGAAGAAAUCAACUGUGGAGCAUUAUUAGGAAAUGGAAGACAUACAAGACCACUGAUAAUCUCCCUCGAUCUGGGCUCCACGCAAGAUCUCACCGUGGGUCAAAAUGAUCACAAGAACGGUGAGCAAAAAUCCAGAACCACCGGGGGACCUAGUGAAUGACCUGCAGAGAGCUGGGACCAAAGUAACAAAGCCUACCAUCAGUAACACACUACGCCGCCAGUUCGGGGACACCAAGUUUAACACAGGUUCAAACAGGUGCCGUUAAUACAGGUAACGAGUGGAGGACAGAGGAGCCUCUUAAAGAAGAAGUUACAGGUCUGUGAGAGCCAGAAAUCUUGCUUGUUUGUAGGUGACCAAAUACUUAUUUUCCACCAUAAUUUGCAAAUAAAUUCAUUAAAAAUCCUACAAUGUGAUUUUCUGGAUUUUUUUUUCUCAAAUUGUCUGUCAUAGUUGAUGUGUACCUAUGAUGAAAAUGACAGGCCUCUCUCAUCUUUUUAAGUGGGAGAACUUGCACAAUUGGUGGCUGACUAAAUACUUUUUUUCCCCCACUGUACAUCAACAUGGAUUAUCACUCAUUACUAUUACAACACAAUGGAUGGUUGCAGAGACUAUGAUUAAAGGCACCAUCUGUAAGAUUUCCUAGUCUCAGAUUGUUGAUUCAGUAUACCACAGUAUUGGACACAAAAGUCAGCAUUAUACUAUAGCGAUUCAGGGGGAGGGGUGCGAGGGUUCGAGGCAAAGCACGACCCAUGAAGCUGUCAGCAAACAUUAGGUGUUUUGGGAAGAGGGCGUCAAUUAGGACCUGAAUAGAGCCAUAUGCUUUUUGGGGGCUCCAAUGUUAUUUGCUGUUGGAAAAUGGCCUAUUAAAAAGGUUAGUUCACUAUUGUUGAAUACCAAGUCCCAUACUACUGAUGGGAGAGUUAGGAGGGAGACGGGAGGGAUCAUUAGGCGGGAUCGUUAGGAGGCCACAGUGAUAGGAGAGUUAGGAGGGAGUUAGGAGGGAUCGUUAGGAGGCCGCAGUGAUGGGAGAGUUAUGAGGGAUUGUUAGGAGGCCACAGUGAUGGGAGAGUUAGGAGGGAUCGUUGGGAGGCCACAGUGAUGGGAGAAUUAGGAGGCCACAGUGAUGGGAGAGUUAGGAGGGAUUGUUAGGAGGCCACAGUGAUGGGAGAGUUAGGAGGCUACAGUGAUGGGAGAGUUAGGAGGCCACAGUGAUGGGAGAGUUAGGAGGCCACAGUGAUGGGAGAGUUAGGAGGCUACAGUGAUGGGAGAGUUAGGAGGCCACAGUGAUGGGAGAGUUAGGAGGCUACAGUGAUGGGAGAGUUAGGAGGCCACAGGGAUGGGAGAGUUAGAAGGCUGCAGUGAUGGGAGAGUUAGGAGGCCACAGUGAUGGGAGAGUUAGGAGGCCACGGUGAUGGGAGAGUUAGGAGGCCGCAGUGAUGGGAGAGUUAUGAGGGAUUGUUAGGAGGCCACAGUGAUGGGAGAGUUAGGAGGGAUCGUUGGGAGGCCACAGUGAUGGGAGAGUUAGGAGGCCACAGUGAUGGGAGAGUUAGGAGGGAUUGUUAGGAGGCCACAGUGAUGGGAGAGUUAGGAGGCUACAGUGAUGGUAGAGUUAGGAGGCCACAGUGAUGGGAGAAUUAGGAGGCCACAGUGAUGGGAGAGUUAGGAGGCCACAGUGAUGGGAGAGUUAGGAGGCCACAGUGAUGGGAGAGUUAGGAGGCUACAGUGAUGGGAGAGUUAGGAGGCCACAGGGAUGGGAGAGUUAGAAGGCUGCAGUGAUGGGAGAGUUAGGAGGCCACAGUGAUGGGAGAGUUAGGAGGCCACAGUGAUGGGAGAGUUAGGAGGCUACAGUGAUGGGAGAGUUAGGAGGCCACAGUGAUGGGAGAGUUAGGAGGCCACAGUGAUGGGAGAGUUAGGAGGCCACAGUGAUGGGAGAGUUAGGAGGCUACAGUGAUGGGAGAGUUAGGAGGCCACAGUGAUGGGAGAGUUAGGAGGCUACAGUGAUGGGAGACUUAGGAGGCUACAGUGAUGGGAGAGUUAGGAGGCCACAGUGGGACACAGUCUGAUUCCACCAAUUAUAGAGCCCUGGUCUUGACUAUCUGACUGGCUCUGCUUUUCAUAGCAUGUCUUUGAGCUGACUGAGCACUUGACUUUACCCACCCUCUCUCACUCCAUCCUCCACAGUACCACUUAGCAUCGCUAUCUAUUCUGCACCACCAGUACAAAUGAUCACUCAUUUGUUGCUGAGAAUUUUCCAGCACAGAAGGAAAUGUAAACAUGUAAUGUAUUCAAGAUUUAAAAAGGCUACUAAAGUUUGUCAUUCCCAUUUAAAAUGUCAGACUUGAUUUGCUCUGACGAAAAGUGUAUCAACCCCUACAAAAAAAUGUCCAUUAAUUAUAAUCCACAUAAUAAUUCACAUUUCCUGUUGUGGCAGGAUUAUUUUCCUGCUGUAGCAAACUGGCUCAAUUUAAGAUCCUACAUCUCUACCUAUCCACCUGGCUAUAAUACACCCACAAUAAAAGCCAAAACACUCAGCAUUGUAAUGCUAUGGAUGCCUGCAGAAUCCACCUAGCUUUAGCACACCUGCUAUAGAAAUGGAACGCUGGACUUUAGCAUACAGACAGCUUUUUGAAUAGCCACACUUACAAUACCUUUUUGAAUUAGCAUAUUAGAUUCAGACCGAGGCACAGGUCAUAUCAAUAUCAGUAGCACCUCUUCACAUUUCACUGAGGAUAUUGUUUAGCUCAAGUUCAAAUGAGAUGAGGGUCUAUACCUGGGUUUUCUCUCUUCUCUCCCUGCUGUAUUUGUCUCACUCUUUUCCCCCCCUCACUCUGCCCUUCCCCUCACUCUGCCCUUCCCCUCCUCCCUCUCUCUCACCCUUCUCUCCUCCUCUCCUCAGCCCACACUCCAGACAACUCGUUCAUGGGCUUUGUGUCUGAGGAGCUGAACAACACAGAGAAGAGGAGCAUCAUGCAGAACAAGGUCAACAACAUGGCCGUGGUUUACGGCAAGGAGGCCAGCAUGUGGAAGGUACGCAUAACACACACACACAAACACACACACACACACACAGUCGGCUCACAGAGAGAUCUGGAUUCAAAUAAUAUGUAUUAUUUCAAAUACUUUAGCUGUACUUGAUUUAGCUUGCCCGAUGCAACGGGAUAGUCCCAAAAGUGCAAACCCGCCCACCUGGCGAUCCAGGCAGGCUCAAGCAAACACUUAACGUACUUGAAAGAUUUCCAAUACUAUUUGAACCUAGGUCUGCGUGCAGAAAGAUAAUUAUCCCACUCACAUAGAAAGUUAUACGUAGUUGGGUAAAGUGCCGGGGGGUCAAAUCUUUUUAGAUUUCAGUAGAAUUAUUAAAAUUACCUUCAUGAAUAAAGCAUAUCUGAUCUUUAAUCUAGAGAUGCUUUAUGUCAUCCAGCCCAUACUCUAAAUUGCACCCUUAACAUCCAUGUGCUCUUAGAAUUAAUAUUUAGGCAUUUGUAUUGAUAUGGAUUUGACGUUUAAAAAACAUAUAGAUGAGCUGGUUAAGAAGCUAAGAUUUAAAGUUGGCUUUUUCUACAGAAACAGAUUUUGCCUUUCUCUAAGCAGUAGGAAGUAGAUUAUUCAGUCAACCUUUUUAUCUGUUCUUGAAUAUGGUGAUAUUAUUUAUCAAAGAGCAGCUGCUACUACUCUUAAACCUUUGGAUGCCAUCUACCAUAGUGCCCUUUGUUUUGUUACAGGUGACAGUUUUGAUACUCCUCACUGUAUCCUGUAUCAAAAGGUUGGCUGGACUUUGCUAAAAACCCGUAGAUCUUACAUUACUCCCUUUUUCUUUCCAAGGCCAUACUUCAUAAACUUUUGUCUUAUCUAACUUUGCUGUGUGAAGUAUAGACACCUGAGUUGCCUAAUCCGUUCACAGGAUUGGUUAACUCUUGAGGUUCCUAGGGUCUCCACCGAGCUAGGUAAAUCUGCUUUUAGUUUUAAUGCACUGUAUUGCUGGAACAAAAUUCUAAAUACAUUUCAUCUUGAUGUUCUGGUGCCGUUCGGGCAAUUUAAAGUAUUGGGGAUUUAUUUAUGGAGGAAUGCAACUGUUUUUAUAGGUGAUUUGUGAUGUUUUAUUUGUGCUUAGCAUGACUUUUUUUUCUAUUUUAAUGUGUGUAUAUGCAAUAUAUAUACUGAACAAAAAUAUAAACGCAACAUGUAAAGUGUUGGUCCUAUGUUUUAUUAGCUGAAAUAAAAGAUCCCAGAAAUGUUCCAUAUGCACAAAAAGCUUAUUUCUCUCACAUUUUGUGCACAAUUUUGUUUACAUUUUACAUUCACAUUUUAGUCAUUUAGCAGACGCUCUUUUUUUUCCCCCCGUGGGAAUGGUUUACAUCCCUAUAAGUGAGCAUUUCUCCUUUGCCAAGAUAAUCCAUCCACCUGACAGGUGUGGCAUAUCAAGAAGCUGAUUAAACAGCAUGAUCAUUAUACAGGUGCACCUUGUGCUGGCGACAAUAAAAGGCCACUCUAAAAUGUGCAGUUUUGUAUCACAACACAAUUCCACAGAUGUCUCAAGUUUUGAGGGAGCAUGCAAUUGGCAUGCUGACUGCAGGAAUGUCCACCAGAGCUGUUGCCAGAGAAUUGAAUGUUCAUUUCUCUACCAUAAGCCGCCUCCAACGUUGUUUUAGAGAAUUUGGCAGUAUGUCCAACCGCCUCUCAACCCAGGACCUCCACAUGCGGCUUCUUUACCUGCAGGAUCGCAUGAGACCAGCCACCUGGACAGCUGAUGAAACUGAGGAGUAUUUCUGAUUGGCUGGGCCUGGCUCCCAAGUGGGUGCCCAUUCAUGUGAAAUCCAUAGAUUAGGGCUUUAUUUAUUUAUUUCAAUUGACUGAUUUCCUUAUAUGAACUGUAACUCAGUAAAAUUGUUGAAAUUGUUGCAUGUUGCGUUUAUAUUUUUAUUCAGAAUAAUAUAUAUAUAUAUAUAUAUAUUAUAUUAUAUUUUGUGUUUAUAUUGUAUUAUAAAGGGCACAUUUGGAAAAGAGACCUAGGUCUCAAUAUGUCUUCCCUUUCAAAAUAAAGGUUACAUAUUUUGGGGGGAAUCAAUUCACUUGGCAAUUCAAGUCACACAGACCAGGCAAUAGAUAGAUAGAGACACACAGACAGACUCAAGAUGGAUGAGAAUCAUACCCUGUUAAACCAGCCCAUUUCCAUUUGCUGCGGUCAAGAACAAGAGGUUAAAUUCAUAUAAACUACUAGAGGAGUUACAAUCUCAUUCACAUUCUCAUCCACACUAUGUUAUCACACCCCUAUAAACACACACACACUUCUAACUCCCCCGGUAUUCACUACAGAGAUGUAACCAAUAGAACAGAGCUGUUAACUGCAUAACAGAUAAAACGAUCGACAUGCCAUGUAUCUACUAUCUAGAGAGGAUAUUACAUUUGGCACACAUGUGGAUACAUUUGACAGAAUCAUACAGCUUUAAUUCGCAGCCAAUUUUCCCUUCAAAGGCAGACUGGUUGUUCACAGUGCAUAUUCGAUGAGGGAGAGACUCAAACUGGAUUUUGUUUCAAGCAUUAUGAAGACGUAGCUUAGCUGUAGCUUUUUUCCCUCUCUGCUUCUGUUUGCAAGCGGCAAUUCCCAUGGAUUUUUAUUCAAUAGUUGAGUCUUGUAUCGCGAGACGAGACAGAAGAUGUUUUAGAAAUUGUGUGUGAAUAUUGAGCAAUUGCCGCUUUAUAGGAACAGAAGGAGGAAAAUGUAAUACAUGACAGAUAGAGUUGAAUAUUUAUUUUUUCUUUCUCUUGUCUUUCCUUAACUCAAUCCCUAUUCCCUUCCGUAUUCUUCUCUCCUCUCUUCUUUGACACUUCUUCAACACUUCUCUUCUCUCCUAUCCCCUCCUCUCUUCUUUGACACUUCUUCAACACUUCUCUUCUCUCCUAUCCCCUCCUCUCUUCUUUGACACUUCUUCAACACUUCUCUUCUCUCCUAUCCCCUCCUCUCUUCUUUGACACUUCUUCAACACUUCUCUUCUCUCCUAUCCCCUCCUCUCUUCUUUGACACUUCUUCAACACUUCUCUUCUCUCCUAUCCCCUCCUCUCUUCUUUGACACUUCUUCAACACUUCUCUUGUCUCCUAUCCCCUCCUCUCUUCUUUGACACUUCUUCAACACUUCUCUUCUCUCCUAUCCCCUCCUCUCUUCUUUGACACUUCUUCAACACUUAUCUUCUCUCCUAUCCCCUCCUCUCUUCCCCCCAUGCGUCUCUCCAUUGCAUCUUGAUGGAUCAUAUAUUCUACUACAGCUCCAGGUAAGACUCUUCUCAGUCGAACACACCAGCCCCGUUCCCUCUCUUUUAAACCUCCUUUCACACAUUCAGUUCAUCAUUUCCUCCAUGAUCACAUACCUACUAAUACACAAUAUAGACUCUUGUGAAUGUCAGUUUGACCUAGCAUAAAGUUGCUAUCAAAAUGUCACUGUGGCUUCCUUUCCCUUUCCUUCUAGAAAUGUUUUAUUUAGAGAUAAUGGUAAAUUGACAAGACAUAAGUGGUUUGAAUAGUCCACUGCUAAUCUUAGCCUGCAGCUGUCUGUGAUGAGAGAGAGAGAAAAAGAUAGAGAGAGAGAUAAAUGAAUUAUUCGACUGGGAAGCUGUGUGGUGCCACAGAUGUCUUUCUGAAUAUUGAAUACUGGGCGAGAGACUAGGACAUCUGGUCCAAUCAAAUAUACUGAAGCGUACCCAGACUUAACAUGUCCAUUUUAUGAAGUAGUGGUUCUAUCUAUCUCAACGCUCUCUAAACAGUUGUUUUUUGGGGGGUUGACUUCAGCUCUCUCUUUCUGUCACUUGAGACAAUUUGUUGAACAAAUCGAUAGUUCUUGCUUGCACUAUGUGGUAUUGGGCUUAGUCGUAUCAUGGAGACAUGAGUAGAGGAGAGGUGUGUGCUGGGUUUUUAAAGGAUAGUACUAGUAUUGAUUUCUGAAAUGUUAACCUCGGGAGUCGGGCCUGUAAGGCAGGCUAAAGCCAUAAACAAUAUUGUCAUGACUCCAUCUUGUAUUCCAAUGGGCAUAGGGGGGCUUCUUGUGCUUGUUGUCAAGGAUACCGCUCCUUGUCUUGGCAACCAGCCUCCUCAAAAUCAAGAGUGUUGGAGACGGAGAGAUGGGGAGUGAGUUGAAGAGGUAGAAAGAGAGAUGGUAACGGUUAGAGUGAAAUUGAGAGAAGUAUUUAGAGAGGAAGAUAGUUAUAGAAGUCUGCAGGUGCAGUGUGUUUUUUGGAGCCAUUAUGUUCAUGCCUUCCCUCCCCCACACACACACACACUUGCCCAUGCUGGCCUGUGUCAGUUCUCGCUUGCUGUGUGUGUGCAUGUGGGCUACCUGCUGGCUCUAUGUACACACUGCAGUGUGAUGAUGAGAUUCCAAGGGCUUUUUCCUGGUAAACCCACAGGGGAGAUGCUCAUACCUGUAUGUCACAGGGCUCGUGUUAAUGGCUUGAGCAGAAUUAGUGGAAUGGUAUCAAACACAUAUUUUCUAUGUGUUUGAUGCCAUUCCAUUCGCUCCGUUGCAGCCAUUAUUAUGAGCCGUCAAACAAACUCAAACCCACCACACAAAGUUCAGGUUGACUUCUAUUGUAUAAAUCAACCUUUCAUCGUCCCUGAGUCCCGGCCGUUUCUCACACUCUCGUAACCCAACCUUGCUCUAUUUGAACUGAUUCCUUAGAAUAGAGUCCAGGUUAGAUAAUUAGCAUUACUAACAUGGCUCGGGUCUGGCCCAGUCAAGCCAGGUCAAGGGUUAGCUAGCCUGAGCUAAGGCUGGGUUACAUCUGUGUGUGUGUUGUUCUCUCUCUGUUUCAUUGGCUCUAAUUCAUAGUGUCUGGUGCACUCAGAGCGUUGGCUAAUCUCCUAAUUGGCUGGGAAAAUCCUCAGAGGAAACCAUCGAUCGCAGCAGGCUAACAAUUACAGUACAGCCUACAUGGGGAGCACACAAUAGAACAGGGAUACAAUAAGCUUCUUAACAUCCAGGAAGCAGGAAGUCAAUAAGGAGACCUGGGCUGUGGUUGGUUCACAUUGGGGGAGGGCUUGUUUUGUUUUUCAGAUGUGGAGGGUAGCUAUGAGGCUAGCUAUGAGGCUAGCUAUGAGGCUAGCAAUGAAAGGGUGCCCAUGCUUACACACACACAGGCAAAGCGCGUGGAUGAACACACACACAUAUACACACACAAGCGCGCUCACACACACUCUCACACAUCUCCCACCUCAAAAUGCAUCCCCUUUAUUAUCAACAUCUUUGCACUUCUCACACCCACACAAACAACACAAAGCCUCCAUAUCCACUUAAGAUGCACUUUGUGUUGAAAGGUUGUGCCUCUCAGAAGAAAGAUGUACUGUUGCUCGGGCACAUGAAUGCACUGUAUAGAAUCAGGCAGAAAGCACAUCUGUUAUUGUGUGUUGAUGUGGUUUGCUUGUAUGCCUCAAUAGAUAUGCGUACUCCCUAUUUAUAAUCUAUUAAUUUCAAUGUAUGGGCAUAAUCUAUCCAUUUCAAUGUAUGGGCAUAAUCUAUCCAUUUCAAUGUAUGGGCAUUAUCUAUCCAUUUCAAUGUAUGGGCAUAAUCUAUCAAUUUCAAUAUAUGGGCAUAAUCUACUAAUUUCAAUGUAUGGGCAUAAUCUAUUAAUUUCAAUGUAUGGGCAUAAUCUAUCCAUUUCAAUGUAUGGGCAUAAUCUAUUCAUUUCAAUGUAUGGGCAUAAUCUAUUCAUUUCAAUGUAUGGGCAUAAUCUAUUCAUUUCAAUGUAUGGGCAUAAUCUAUUAAUUUCAAUGUAUGGGCAUAAUCUAUUAAUUUCAAUGUAUGGGCAUAAUCUAUUCAUUUCAAUGUAUGGGCAUAAUCUAUUAAUUUCAAUGUAUGGGCAGGCUUGCUGUUUUACAAAAUCUAUACUCCUAAGGCCCCAUUACUGCAUGAUGGAACGGUGGGGACUGUGAGAACACACACACAGACUCACACAGACACACUCUAACACACACAUUCGUGCUGUUAUUAUUAUUUAUUUUGUAUUGUUGUAUUUUAAAUGUGUGUGACUGUCCUUGUCUAUCAGUGUAUCAGUGUAUCAGUGUCAUGUUUUAUGUGGACCCCAGGAAGAGUAGCUGAUGCUUCGGCAAAAGCUAAUGGGCAUCCGACUAAACCACUGAAUAAACCAAUCAGAUAGGUAGAAGUGUGAGAGCUCCAUAGAUGGGUCAGAGACAGGGAUGUCAUAUCAGCCAGUAAGGAGAUGAGUGGAACUGGGUGGUGCUGGCUGGCUAAUGCUGUGCUCUGCUUCUGCUGCCCUCUGGGUGCCUGGAGUGGCACUGGCAGUCUGCCAGCAUCUUUGCCCUGCAUCCUUACAUGGAUGACUCGCUCCUCGCUCUCUGGCACUGGGAAGAGAUGCUAGAGGCCAAAUGUGUGUAAUGAGAAAGAGAGGGAUGGAGAGAGAGGGUGUUUGUGUGCGUACACGUACACAUGACUGUGUGGCGUGUGUGUGUGUUUGUAUGGUUGUGUGCAUCCUUGUGUGUGCAUGCGUGCCUGCGCUCGCACGUGUGUGCGUGUGCGCACGUGCGUGUGUGUAGGAAGCCCUGCCAGAUCCCUAGCACCUCACCUCAUUCAUAUUGAUGGCUCACGGCAGUGUGACACUGUGUGUCUCUUUUGGUUUCCUAAAGGGGCCUGUCACAUUAAACUUCCCGUGCUCACUAACAGGCCAUGGCUCUGCCUCGCUCUGUGUGAAGAUGCUGACGUUCACACAGCACACACACACACUCAGUGAAUGCACAACCUCUCAUACACACACACACAAACACUCAUACUGUAUUAUCACGCGGACACACACACUCAUUGGCACAUGUGUAUACUCAUAAACACACACACAGCCAUUAACACAACGCUAAUCAUCAUCCUCUGUCCCUCCUAUCUCCAUCUUCUCAUUCCCCCUCAUCUCAGCGGUCCAAUCUCCCUCUCCUUCCCUCUCACUCUUCCUCCUACUCUCUCCCAUCUCCACUCUUCUAUCCCUUAUCCCUCACUUCUCCUCCUCUCCCUCAUCUCCCCUCAUCCCCACUCACUUUCCUACUUGCACUUCUUCCCUUUCCUUCUCUCUCUCUCUCUUCCCUUCUCCCUGUCUAUCAGCAGGGUAAGGAGGGUUUCCUCCAGAUCCUCCACAGGUACAUGGAGGUCCACGGGACAGUGUACUACGAGACCCAGCGGCCCCCCGAGGUGCCUGCCUACGUCAAGAACCACGGCCUGCUGCCCCAACACGAGCUGCAGAUGCUGCUCCGCAAGGCCAAGGUGCUGGAACACACACACGCUCUAGAUGAUACACAACAUACACAAUAGGUAACACAAUACAGAUGUAGGAUCUUAAUUUGAUCACCCAGUUGCAGGAGAACCGUCCUGCAAUAAAGGAAAUGUAAGUGUAUUUGAGGUUUAAAAAGGCUUCUGAAGUUUGUAAUUUCCACUUUGAAAUUUCAGACUUGAUUUUCCCUUACGAUAUAUGUAUCAACCCCUACAAAAAUGUCCAUUAAUUAUAAUCCACAUAAUAAUUCACAUUUUCUGUUGCUGCAGGAUUAUUUUCCUGCUGUAGCAAAUUGGCUCAAAUUAAGAUCCUACAUCUGUACUUCCGCAAACACAUGCAGGCACCAUGCACACACACACUAGGUCCACACACAGUACUGUUGCACCAGCACUAACUACAACAGCAUCUACACAAGGCCAACACACAGUUACCUUCCAGUCCCUGCUGUAUCUGUAAAUGGCAGGAUUUUCAAUUGACAAGCAUUAAUAAAAUAGCUGGUGGUUAUCCUAACUAGUAUCAUCUUCGUCUCCCCCUAACAGCUCUUCAUCGGGUUUGGUUUCCCCUACGAAGGGCCCGCCCCUCUGGAGGCCAUAGCCAAUGGGUGCAUCUACCUGCAGCCCAAGUUCCACCCACCCCACAGCUCGCUCAAUCACGAGUUCUUUAGAGGCAAGCCCACGUCUAGAGAGGUGAGCUCCCGUUGGUCAACACCGUAUCUAGUACCACUCUUCAAUUGAAAAUUAACCAAUGAAAUUCAACAAACUACAUUCCAGAUUGUACACCAAAUGUGCCACUUGUACAUCACAGAAUAUUGCUUUAAACUGGAAUGUUCUACUAAUUCUAAUUCUAUACUCCAUCCCUCUCAGGUGUCGUCCCAGCACCCGUAUGCAGAGCAGUACAUCGGGCGGCCCCACGUCAUGACAGUAGACUACAACAACUCCCAGGAGUUUGACACCGCCAUCAGAGAGAUCAUGAAUACCAAGGUACAGUUAUAUACAUUUAGUUAUGUCUUUCUUGACUCAUUGGUUUCCUUGGCAAUGAAGAAACACACUAUGUUGCAUCUGGGAAGGAUUAUACAACCAUAUAACAUAUAACAGCGCUGAUACUGAAUGGGUACAGCUCGCUCCAUCCAGUAAAUACUGUGCACUUCAAAUGCACCUCUGAAAGCUCCCUAUGGAGAAGCACUAGCUGCAAUGAUUUAACCUAGGACUUAGUGGUGUAUUCAAUGCUAGCCUUAGGAAGCAGUGUGUGCACAGCCAAGGAGUAAUUAGCAGUAAAUGUGGCUUAAUGGAAACCUGCAGUCAGCUUGAGGCUGCAGGGAGUGUGAGAGGUUGAGAGAAGUUGAGUAAGAUGUCAAACAGGCCGAUUGAAAUGCCUCUAUAAAGCUGUGUUGUUUGUGUGUGUGUGUGUGUGUGUGGUGUGUGUGUGUGUGUGCGUGCAUGUGUGUCUGUGUCUGUGUCUCUGAAUGUGCAUGUCUGUGUGUGUAUAGCUGUGUGUCUCUAAAUGUGUGUGUGUUCUCCCCUCUCCACUCUCCUGCUGUCUGCUGUGUCUUGUCAGACAUGCCAUAGCUCAGUGCCCCGGCGCUUACUCUCUGUCUGCCCUGUCUGUCUGUCACUCCACUGAAAGAUGGCUGCCCUGUCUGUCUGUCACUUCCCUGAGACAUGUCUGCACUGUCUGUCUGUCUGUCUGUCUGUCUGUCUGUCUGUCUGUCUGUCUGUCUGUCUGUCUGUCUGUCUGUCUGUCUGUCUGUCUGUCUGUCUGUCUGUCUGUCUGUCUGUCUGUCUGUCUGUCUGUCUGUCUGUCUGUCUGUCUGUCUGUCUGUCUGUCUGUCUGUCACUCCCCUGAGAGAUGUCUGCACUGUCUGUCUGUCUGUCUGUCUGUCUGUCUGUCUGUCUGUCUGUCUGUCUGUCUGUCUGUCUGUCUGUCUGUAUGUCACUCCACUAAAAGUUGGCUGCCCUGUCUGUCUGUCUGACCGUCACUCCAGUGAUAGAUGGCUGAUGGGCCACUUCACCCCUGUGUGUCUGUGGGCUGGCUCUCUGUCCAGGGCGGCUCCACAUGCUCAGCCAUGCAGACCAAAGCAAUCUCUACCGGCUGACACCUCUUCAUGUUCAUAUAAAUCCCUCUCCAUCUAUCUUUCUAUUUCUCUCUCUUGUUCUGUCUCUCUCUUUCUUUCACUCUCCCUCUCUCUCGCUCUCUGCUCUCUUUCCCUCUCUCUCUGUCUGUCUUUCUAUUUCUCUCUCUCGUUCUCUCUUAACGUGACCUGUUGUCUUCAUAUUUAUCCCUCUGUAAUAAAUGGGAGGCAGGGAGGGUGAGACUGUGCCUCUCUCUGCUUAGACCAAAGCAAAUAUUUUGAGGCAUAUUUAUGUGCUAGUUUAUAUAAAUGAUUCAGAAAGUGUUAUGUUUUGUGAUGUGUAACCUUUUCGUAUAUCCUCUCUCUACAUAUUUGCUUUUCUUUAUUUGAAAUUGGAAAAGUCUGAUUUCACAUGCAGUUAAACAUUUUCCGGCUAUGAUUUUGUAUUUAAAAAAUGAUUUACUGAGUGAUGUAUCAUUUACAAGUGAGAUUUAGAACAUUAGAUAUGUGAUCUACUCUUAAAGCUGGAGGGAAUCCAUAAUUAAUAUGAAGUCUGUACGUUCAGGCUCCAUGUAUUCCUAAUGGAAAAGUUUAACAUAACCAUUUGUGUUUAAUCUUGAAAUAUGACAUUGUUACAUUAUCAGAGACACUUGGUUCGAAAGGGAACCAAGUGUCAUACUGUAAGUCAGAAUGUAUUCAGUCACUCAUGCUAAAAAGAAAACACACAAUUCUGGUAUUAUAAGCAAAAUACUUCAACCAACUGAGCCGUUGAAUCCACAUUGUUACAGGGUCCUAAUUAAUUACAAUGGGGGACUAUAAUCUAAGACAAUCUGUUUCCGUUUUCAGAUCAUUUUUGUCAUUUCCAUUUCCAUGUAGAUCAGGAAGUAAAUGUCCAGUUAGUUUAUUGAAUUUAGUUUCAUUUACAGUUUCCAGUCUGUAUGUGGGUGUGUUUUGCCUGUGUUUUAUUUUGAUGAAUUACAGCAAUAUAGCUAUUCUCUAAUCAGACAAAUCAAAGGUGAGCCUUUUGUUGCAUAUUGAACAGCUAUGCAAAUUAAAUCAAAGCCUGAGUGCAUCCCAAAUUACAUCCUAUUCCCUACAUGCCUCCAGAAGGACCCAUAGGGCUCUGGUCAAAAGCAGUGCACUAUGUAGGGAAUAGGCUGCCAAUUUACUUACACACAAGUCACACACUGCAAUUAAGCCAAACCCACUUCAAAAUGGCCACGGUUGCGUCCCAAAUGGCACCCUAUUCUCUAUACAGUAUAGUGCACUACUUUUAACAGAGCUCUAUAGGCCCUGGUCAAAAGUAGUGCACUAUGUAGGGAGUUACGUGCCAUUUGUGACGCAACUCACGUUUAUUUGUUGUGAUUAAUGGGUAGAUUUGGCUUUUUAUUGCAAUUAGGAUGAACGAUGGGGAAACAGGCAAAACAAUAUUUAAAUGAGGAAAAUAUGGUAAUUUAGUGUUUUUAUGCUGAUUGCCUAGCAACGCAUUCUGAGGAAAUGUUCUGAUCUGUGGGAAUUUGUGUGUAUGUGUCUUUGCAGGUCGAGCCAUACCUACCGUAUGAGUACACUUGCGAGGGAAUGCUGGAGAGGGUACACGCCUACAUACAGCAUCAGGUAGAUUCAAAUGGCACACACAUGCACAUCAGUGGGGAAACAGUAUUGAUACACUGCAGAUUUGAGGUUUCCACAAGCUGUAGAGGUCAUGUUUACAGGUAACUCAAUCAGACAAAAAAAACAGAAAUACAUUUUGAUUUAUAUUAUUUGUGUAUGCAUGCUAGUAUUGUCCCUACACCAGUAAGAAUUCUGGCUCUCACAGACCUGUUAGUUUUUCUUUAAGAAGCCCUCCUGUUCUCCACUCAUUACCUGUAUUAACUGCACCUGUUUGAACUCGUUACCUGUAUAAAAGACAUCUGUCCACACACUCAAUCAAACAGACUCCAACCUCUCCACAAUGGCCAAGACCAGAGAGCUGUGUAAGGACAUCAGGGAUAAAAUUGUAGACCUGCACAAGGCUGGGAUGGGCUACAGAACAAUAGGCAAGCAGCUUGGUGAGAAGGCAACAACUGUUGGCGCAAUUAUUAGAAAAUGGAAGAAGUUCAAGAUGACGGUCAAUCACCCUCAGUCUGGGGCUCCAUGCAAGAUCUCCCCUUGUGGGGCAUCAAUGAUCAUGAGGAAGGUGAGGGAUCAGCCCAGAACUACACGGCAGGACCUGGUCAAUGAGCUGAAGAGAGCUGGGACCACAGUCUCAAAGAAAACCAUUAGUAACACACUACGCCGUCAUGGAUUAAAAUCCUGCAGCGCACGCAAGGUCCCCCUGCUCAAGCCAGCGCAUGUCCAGGCCCGUCUGAAGUUUGCCAAUGACCAUCUGGAUGAUCCAGAGGAGGAAUGGGAGAAGGUCAUGUGGUCUGAUGAGACAAAAAUAGAGCUUUUUGGUCUAAACUCCACUCGCCGUGUUUGGAGGAAGAAGAAGGAUGAGUACAACCCCAAGAACACCAUCCCAACCGUGAAGCAUGGAGGUGAAAACAUCAUUCUUUGGGGAUGCUUUUCUGCAAAGGGGACAGGACGGCUGCACCGUAUUGAGGGGAGGAUGGAUUGGGCCAUGUAUCGCAAGAUCUUGGCCAACAACUUCCUUCCCUCAGUAAGAGCAUUGAAGAUGGGUCGUGGCUGGGUCUUCCAGCAUGACAACGACCCGAAACACACAGCCAGGGCAACUAAGGAGUGGCUCCGUAAGAAGCAUCUCAAGGUCCUGGAGUGGCCUAGCCAGUCUCCAGACCUGAACCCAAUAGAAAAUCUUUGGAGGGAGCUGAAAGUCCAUAUUGCCCAGCGACAGCCCCAAAACCUGAAGGAUCUGGAGAAGGUUUGUAUGGAGGAGUGGGCCAAAAUCCCUGCUGCAGUGUGUGCAAACCUGGUCAAGACCUACAGGAAACAUAUGAUCUCUGUAAUUGCAAACAAAGGUUUCUGUACCAAAUAUUAAGUUCUGCUUUUCUGAUGUAUCAAAUACUUAUGUCAUGCAAUAAAAUGCAAAUUAAUUACUUAAAAAUCAUACAAUGUGAUUUUCUGGAUUUUUGUUUUAGAUUCCGUCUCUCACAGUUGAAGUGUACCUAUGAUAAAAAGUACAGACCUCUACAUGCUUUGUAAGUAGGAAAACCUGCAAAAUCGGCAGUGUAUCAAAUACUUGUUCUCCCCACUGUACAUGCAGGCACUCAACCGUGUCUGUUUUUCCCAAAACAUAUUAUCAUAAGGUCUUCCUCCCAUGCUACCUUCCUACCACACACUCACUCACUCACUCACUCACUCACCUCCUACCACUCACCUCCUACCACUCACCUCAACCUGGAGAGGUAACUAGACCAGGGUUUCCCAAACCCGGUCCUGGACCCCCCACCCACAUUUUGUUUUCGCCCUAGCACUACACAGCUGAUUCAAAUAAUCAAAGCAUGAUGAUGAGUUCGUCAUUUGAAUCAGCUGUGAAGUGCUAGGGCAAAUCCCAAAACGUGUACCCGGGGGUUUAGGAAACCCUGGACUAGUAGACACCACUCCAGCCUUAGGAUGGAUGGAAGGAUGAGGGGACGGGGGAUGGAUGAGAGGACUUGAGGAGAGAGGAAUGGGGCACCCGGAUCAAUCAUUCAGAAUAAUCCCCAAACUCAACUCAAUUGUUGAUCUGUGAUCUAGACUGGCUGUUACAGAAUCACUGACACAUCUCCACACAUCUCAGACCUUGGAAACCACUGCUACCUCCAUCUCCUAUUGGGUGGCAGACAGAGACUGAACUGAAUUGUCACUAUCAGACUGAACUGAUAUUUCUGCUCUAAUCUGUUUAAUGUGUCUGAACAAUGCUAUCAGAACUGCUAUUAAAAUGGUCUGGCUGACUUGAUAGACCGAUAUGUCAAAUCGGUUCUCUUUCAUGUUUAAAACGAGUUAUCUCUCUGGUGCUGUUGGACCCAGAUGAGUUUUGUCAGGGAAUAGGUAAAGGAUUGAUGGGAGAUUAUUUAGAGUGAUGUGCAGUAUAGGGGAGGUUAGAGAAACGGCUGUUUAUUUGUAUUUGUGUCACACGAUGCCCUGAAGUGUUUGGAAAUGUAGAUUUAUUUACAGCUAAAGGCAAAAGUGUCAGCGGGCUUUGAUUAAUGUUGGCUUUCAUGUGUGUAUAGUGCAGUGGAGGCUGCUGAGGGGAGGACGGCACAUAAUAAUGGCUGGAACGGAGCAAAUGGAAUGGCAUCGGACACAUGACAACCAUGUAUUUGAUACCAUUCCACCCAUUCAGCUCCAGCUAUUACCACGAGCCUGUCCUCCCCAAUUAAGGUGCCACCAACCUCCUGUGGUAUAGUGUGGAAGUGACCAUGUGUGCAUGUGGGUGUGCGUAUCUACUUGGUGUCUGUGUGUGCGUUUGCACUGUCAAAAAGAAUACCACAUGCUGUAUAAUGUAAUCUCGGCACCCAGAAACAAAUAGGCACUACCUAUGUGUUGUGUUGUUCAACAUCCCCUUCCCCUCUCUCUCCUCUCCCUCCAUCCCUCCAGGACUUCUGCACCCCCGAGGCCCCCUUCCCUCCGGCCAACUCCUCCUCCUCCAAGCUGGGGUCUAGUAGUCCGGCUAGCCCUGGGCCUCAAUUUGUCCUGCUGCCCAACUCCAGUGCCCUAACCUGGGCCCCCAACACCAGCGCCCCCACUGCCUGGCCCCCUCUCAGCUCCCUGAGGCUGCUGGCAUCCCAGGAGGGCAAGUCAUGUGUGGAGGCGUGCCAGCGUGCCAACCUGGUGUGUGAGCCCGCGCUGUUCCGCUUCGUCAAUAAUAAGGAGGCCCUCCGUGGGUGAGUGGCACCUUGGCACACAUGAAGCCGUGCUCAUGCACACACACACACACACACAUUGGACAUAUGUUUCAAACAGCUAGACACACAUAUACACACAUUCGAAACACACAAUCACUACAUGUCACUAACAAUCAUACAAACACGUACAAUGCUCUCUGUUCUCUCAAAUGGUACCAUAUGGUGGUUAGUUCCCUAAGGGAUGUCUGUGGUUGUAAUAAUCAAACAGCUAUAGCAAGGAUGUCAGGUUCAAAGUCUUCUCAGUGAUGUAAGGUGUCUUGUCGGUGAGAUCUAUAGUGACAGCAGAAGCUGAUAAGAGUGUCAUAGCAAUGCCAACUCAUCUUACUGUCUUCCUCCUCUUUUAUCGUUCCCUUUCUCCUUGAAUUUCUCUUCAUCACCCCUCCUGCUCGACAUAUAACUGUUUUACUUCAUGCCUGUCUCUCUGUGUCUCUCUCUGUGUGUGUCUCUCUGUGUCUCUCUCUGUGUGUGUCUCUCUCUGUGUGUCUCUCUGCGUGUGUGUCUCUCUCUGAGUCUCUCUCUGUGUCCUCUGUGUGUCUCUCUGUCUCUUGUGUGUGUCUCUCUCUUGUGUCUCUCUCUGUGUUCUCUCUGGUCUCUCUGUGUUCUCUCUUGUGUCUCUCUGUCUCUCUCUGUGUCUCUCUCUGUGUGUGUCUCUCUCUGUGGUCUCUCUCUGUGUUCUCUCCUCCUGUGUUCUCUCUCUGUGUGUGUCUCUCUCUGUGUGUGUCUCUCUUGUGUGUCUCUUCUGUGUCUCUCUUCUGUGUCUCUCUCUGUUCUCUCUUUGUGUCUCUCUCUGUUUCUGUCCUCUCUGGGUUGUCUCUCUCUGUGUCUCUCUCUGUGUCUCUCUCUGUGUGUCUCUCUCUGUGUCUCUCUCUCUCUCUCUCUCUGCUCGUCCUCUCUUGUCUCUCUCUCUUCUCUCUCUCUCUCUCUGUGUCUCUCUCUCUUGUCUCUCUCUCUCUCUUCUCUCUCCUCCUCUCCUGCUCCUGUGUCUCUCGGUCUCUCUCUCUCUUGCUCUCCUCCUUCUCUCUUCUCUCUCUUCUCUCUCUCCUUUUUCUCCCUUGUCUCCUCCUGGUUUCUCCUCCUCUGCUUCCCUCUUUUUCCUCCCUUCCCCUCUACCACUCUCUCCUUCUACUCUUUCUCUCUGUAUUGCUCAUAUGAUAUCAACCUCUAUGCAUCACCCCAUCUCCCUCCCUCCAUCAAACAGGUUAGAGGUGCAGUGUGAGGUGGUGGAGGCGGAGGUCAACCACGUGUUCCCGGCCUUCUCCGUCCUACGCCGGGAGUGCGGCCUCCAGAAGGACCCCCUCCUCUACAGCUGCGCCGGCCACAGCCCCAAGUACCGCCGCCUCUGCCCCUGCCGGGACUACCGCCGCGGCCAGGUUGCUCUCUGCCGAGACUGCUUAUGA
Messenger RNA from Coregonus sp. 'balchen', 20916 nucleotides. The record is from the annotation of a GenBank genome assembly. NCBI's taxonomy places the organism in Eukaryota, Metazoa, Chordata, Actinopteri, Salmoniformes, Salmonidae.